ACUCACCUGGAAGGAAAUUCCAAUUAUUCUCAAUAUCCCAACACAAGGUACAUUUUAUACCUAUGUGAUAGAUAAAAUCCCCUUAAAUUUAAAAUAAUGCUUGGCGAUGUUUGAUAUAAAAGCACCUUUACUUCAAAGUUCUACCAACAGUCUCGUGUUUACAGUCGAAUCGGUUUCAAACAACAUUAUGAAUUUCAAUAAAAUUUUUCUGUUUGUUGCACUGAUAUUGGCAAUUAGUAUGGUUCAAGCCAGGCCUGACAUUUGGAAGGACCUCGAACGCGUUGGUCAGCACAUUAGGGAUGCUACUUUACAGGUUUUAGAUAUUGGUCAAAAGGCAGCUAAUGUGGUCGACACUUUUCGCGGCAAAGAAGAAAGAACCGAAUGAUAUGUAAAAAUAAAGAUCCA
This is a messenger RNA of Drosophila albomicans, 405 nucleotides long. Its product is annotated as cecropin-B-like. The transcript has 2 exons. Gene Ontology annotation, cellular component: extracellular region. The coding region runs from base 107 to 385 and encodes 92 amino acids. Gene Ontology annotation, biological process: defense response to Gram-positive bacterium; antibacterial humoral response; defense response to Gram-negative bacterium. The record is from RefSeq and is a predicted model, not a curated record. Lineage: Eukaryota; Metazoa; Arthropoda; Insecta; Diptera; Drosophilidae.